AUGAUGACUCGAGCUGCUGCUGCUCGAGUCGGAACUAGAACUGGAACUGGAGCUGCCGCUGCUACUACUGCAGCUGCUUCUGCGCCGAAGAGGACCUGGAAUCGAGACGCGAAGCGUCCCCGGGCGGUAUUCGACGACUCGCACGCCGGGCCCGGGUCCGUCGUCAACUUCGAGGAAGCACAUAUCGACUAUGCCAGCUGGAUAAUGAUGACUGCUCGUAGACGAGGAGCGCCCUUUACUUGA
Messenger RNA from Aspergillus udagawae, 243 nucleotides. RefSeq lists its product as uncharacterized. The record is from RefSeq and is a predicted model, not a curated record. Lineage: Eukaryota; Fungi; Ascomycota; Eurotiomycetes; Eurotiales; Aspergillaceae. The transcript has a single exon. The coding region runs from base 1 to 243 and encodes 80 amino acids.